Olea europaea var. sylvestris is the source of this 3032-nucleotide messenger RNA. RefSeq lists its product as uncharacterized. Lineage: Eukaryota; Viridiplantae; Streptophyta; Magnoliopsida; Lamiales; Oleaceae. The record is from RefSeq and is a predicted model, not a curated record. The coding region runs from base 234 to 2846 and encodes 870 amino acids. The transcript has 3 exons.
CUGCAAAAAAUUGGUGGCAUUGUCAUACACUCCUUCCAUCUGCAGUUUCUUUCACAGUUUUACAUCAAACAAAUUUUUGGGUUUCCAAAAUUUAACGAGAAGAUUUUGUUCUGCUAAAAUUUUUUGGAUCCAGGGUGCUAAAAAAAAGAGAAACUUCGCUAUCACUGAGGAUUGGAAUCUUUUGUGCUCACUCAAAUAUCAGGUUUGCGGAGACAAAUAGGAGAAUAUCUAAAAUGGAAUGUAAUAAAUAUGAGGCUAUUAGAUGUAAAGCUAUUGCCGAAAAGAAAUUAGAAGAGGAGGACAUCGCUGAAGCCAAAAAAUUUGCUAUGAAGGCAGAAACUCUAUUUCCUACACUUGACAAUCUCUCUCAGCUCCUCAAGGUCAUUAAUUUCUAUGAUGGCUAUGAGAAGAAAAUAAAUGGAGAAGUAAACUGGUAUGGGAUUCUUGGUGUCGACCCCUUGGCUGACGUGGACACCUUACGUAAAGCACACAAAAGAAUGGCUCUGGAUCUUCACCCUGAUAGAAACAAGUCCUUUGGAGCCGAGGAAGCAUUCAAAAUUCUUUCUCAAGCACGGAGCGUGCUGUUUGAUAAGGACAACAAACUAUUGUAUGAUCUUAAGCUGAAUUUCAGUGGUCACCAGAGGGUGUCAGUAAGAAAUUCUCCACUUCCAGCGAAUAAAAAUAUGUUUGGGAAUUUCACCAGCUGCUCGAGCUCACUGUCUGAAAGGAAUAUAGAAACUUCUGGCAAGGCCCAGAAUUUACCAACAUGCCCAAAGAAUCCGGCUAUCACCAGGAGUUCACAUUACAACCCUCCUCCUCUCUGGCCAAGGUAUCAGACAACAACCGAUGGUGGCCAACACAUUCCCACUCAUCAAAAGACUCCAGAAACAGCCACCUGGUCCCAGUUUGUUGCCACUCCACCUCAACACAUGACUCCAGAAGCUGCUGCCAAUUUUCCUUUUGUUCAUGUUCAUAAUUAUCAAAAUCCUACAAUUGCCACCAAUUUUCAGUUGUUUCCCACCCAGCUUAUUCCAAGGAAACAGAUGCCUGCCAGGCAUCAUCAGUUCACUCCUGCCAACAAUUUUGUGCUGAACCCCAGACCUCCUGAAUCAAGACCUGAAACUUUUUGGACGUCAUGUAAUAAGUGCAAGAUACUAUAUGAGUUCCUGAAGAUUUAUCUUGACCAAACUCUAAUGUGCCCCCACUGUCGAGAGCCCUUUUUGGCGAAAGAGAGGUCUGCUCCCGCUUCUGUAAGCAUUCGCAGUUCACAUGUACCUUGGUCCUUCCACCAUCAGAAGCCAGGUUUGUCUGCUGCAGCAGUGAGUUCCAAAAGUUCAACAGCUUCAGCUACGAGAAACACUGAAACUGCACACAGGGUCCAGUCAGUCGGUGAGUGUCUCAAGAGAUGGCACAGAGAGGCAGUAUCUGUGGGGGGGAGUGAGGAGGCUCUGCUGGAUAAAACUGAUGCUCCCUCAGCUUCAGAAAAUUCGAUCAAAAAGAGGCGUAUAGAUGGACAGAAGAGGAACAGUGGGAAAGACAGAAACCAAAGUACAGCAGGGAGCAGGGCGGCCCAUACUAUUUCUAUGGGAAAUCUAAAGGGCAAUUUGGGAGCCGAAAAAGUUACUUCUGCUAGUGACCAGUUCGCAAGCACAAAGGAGUUGUCUCAAUCUGAACUUCGUAUCAUGCUGAUGAGAAAGGCUAAGACAGAAAUACUUAAGAAGCUAAACCAGUGGAGCAUUGGUGCUGAACUUGAAUCUGCAAAUGAGAAGGGCAUGAAUAUGGAAAACAAGCAGAAAUCAGCCGUUAUUGAUUUGAAGAUUCAUAAAAGUAAAAUUUCUUCUUUGCUUGGUUCCAGCAAGAUGGCCCAGCCUCAGAACUCUUCCAUGCGCGAUGGCACUGGUGAGUUAAAUGAAAAUGUUGAAGAAACCGUGUCAAUGAGCGUGCCAGAUGCAAAUUUUUGCAAUUUUGACGAGGACAGAGUGGAGGCAUCUUUUUCUAAAAACCAAGUUUGGGCCCUGUAUGAUGAUGACGAUGGCAUGCCACGUUACUAUGCACUCAUCCAUGAUGUGAUGUCUAGAAAGCCAUUCAAGAUGGAGAUUAGUUGGCUGAACUCAAAAAGCACUGCAGAAUUUGGCCCCCUCAACUGGGUAUCUUCUGGCUUUGCAAAAACUAGCGGUUAUUUCAGAGUUGGAAAGCCUAUAGUUAAUAAGAGUUUGAGUUCUUUCUCGCAUCAGGUUAAGUGGAAAAAAGGUGCUAGAGGGGCAAUCCAGAUUUUUCCAGCAAAAGGAGACGUGUGGGCUUUGUACAAGAACUGGUCCGUGGAUUGGAAUGAACUCACUGAAGAUGACGUGAUACAUAAAUACGACGUGGUGGUGAUUGCUGAAGAUUACAAUGAAGACAAAGGUGUCGUUGUCUCUCCGAUGAUAAAAGUUGCUGGCUUCACGUCAGUUUUUCGCCAGCAUUUGGACCCAAUGGAAUUCCAUACAAUUCCAAGAGAAGAGAUGUUUCGAUUCUCUCAUCAGGUCCCGUCCUACGUGCUGACUGGUCUUGAAGCUCAAAAUGUUCCAAAAGGUAGCUGGGAUCUGGAUCCUGCUUCUCUCCCUCUGGAACUUCUUCAACCCAAGACAGAAUCCAAGGCGGUGAUAGACGCUGAAAAUCCAUUGAAAUGUAAACGGUUGGAUGGAAGCAGUGAGGCAAAGAACGAAUCAAGCAGCAAAGCUAACGCCAAUACUGAGGAUGGAGAAGCUUUUGAAAAUGCCGAGCGUGGUUUCUCAAAACCCUUUUUGACCUAUUCAAGAAGAGGCAAGAAAAUUAAGAUGGCCGGAGAUACUGAUCGUGCUAAGUAGCUCUUGGUCGAGCUUCUAGUCUUGUACUUUUUGUCCAAGUAUAAGAUGGUUCUGAGUUUGAUUUUCGUAGCUAGAAAACAUACACAGUUCAAUUAUAGCGGACAGAUACAAAUGUUUAUUCUAUCGCGGAAAAAAAUGUCUUCGUUAUGGAAGUUAUAUUAAUAUUCAAUGGAACAGUUAUAUUUA